Oncorhynchus nerka (sockeye salmon) is the source of this 4575-nucleotide messenger RNA. Its product is annotated as nuclear receptor ROR-beta-like. Gene Ontology annotation, biological process: regulation of transcription by RNA polymerase II. NCBI's taxonomy places the organism in Eukaryota, Metazoa, Chordata, Actinopteri, Salmoniformes, Salmonidae. Gene Ontology annotation, molecular function: nuclear receptor activity; RNA polymerase II cis-regulatory region sequence-specific DNA binding; zinc ion binding. The record is from RefSeq and is a predicted model, not a curated record. Bases 432 to 1943 code for a protein of 503 amino acids. The transcript has 9 exons. Gene Ontology annotation, cellular component: nucleus.
CAUACGAGAGUCCAGUCCACGCGUCGAAAAGUAGGUUAAGCAGGGUAGACAGAGUGAAAGGCAGUCCGAACGAAAAAGGGGAGGUAGAGUAUUUGGGACCUUGCUUGCAAGCUAAACCAUCGUGGGAGAGUUUUGUAAAAAGUUACCGAAAUAGUGCAUCGAGACAAACAGGACACAAUUCAACUUGAACAGUCGAUUUGCUUUGUAUUUGAUUCACCAUUGCAAGACUUUGUCGAACGAUAAGGAAACACUCGCGGAUUUUUGCCUUGUUUAAUAUAUAUAUAUAUUAAAAAAAUCUAGUUCGUCAGGCUAAAUACGUUUUAUUUUACGUGCCAGCAAAUGCUUGUCUUUCAACAGUUGGACAUAUAUUUUUAUUCUGUUACACACCACAUGAAGUCCAAUUCAUUGAUCCAGAAACGAUAAUAUUCAACAUGAGAGCUCAAAUAGAAGUAAUACCCUGCAAGAUCUGUGGGGACAAGUCCUCAGGAAUCCACUAUGGAGUUAUUACCUGUGAAGGCUGCAAGGGGUUCUUCCGCCGCAGCCAGCAGAACAAUGCCAUGUACUCGUGUUCCCGCCAGAGGAACUGUCUUAUUGACCGAACCAGCCGCAACCGCUGCCAACACUGCAGACUGCAGAAGUGUCUGGUGUUAGGCAUGAGCCGGGACGCGGUGAAGUUUGGCCGUAUGUCUAAGAAGCAGCGCGACAGCCUGUACGCUGAGGUCCAGAAGCACCAGAAGAACCAGGAGUGUCUGAACCAGGGUCUGCCACUGUCCAGGGAAGACGUGGCUGGGGGAGAAAGCAAGGGGGACAGGCACGGGGAGCUCAGUCGCUCCUACAGCAGCGGGGGCUCCAGCUCCACCCUGAGUGACCUGGAUGACAUCGCAGCGCUCCCCAAACUGUUUGACCUCCCCUUGACCCCACAGGAGGCCCACGAGUACUGCAGCCUGGACCUGCAAGAAGACCACGGCGGAAGCACUGGGAACACCUCCAAUUCUUCAUCACCAUCAUCAUCCUCGCCCAUUUCGUCCAAUCAGAAUUCUCCCCAGCAAAAUCUACUGGAUGUCACCGACGCCAAUGGGAUCAAACACGAGUACCAGAUGUUGUCGCACACACACGUGCUCCUGGCACACACACACGCCACACUGCUAGAGACACUGCCUGAUGACUGCACUCUAAUGGAUAUAGAGCGUAUCACCCAGAGUGUGGUCAAGUCCCACUUGGAGACGAGUCAGUACAGCUCUGACGAACUGAAGAGGCUGACAUACAAUCGGAUGCAGUACUCACCUGAGGAGACUCGCAACUUCCAGUGCGAGUCUGCAGAGUCUGUGUGGCAGCAAUGUGCCCACCACAUCACCAAUUCCAUCCAGUACGUGGUGGAGUUUGCCAAACGCAUUACAGGCUUCAUGGACCUGUGUCAGAAUGACCAGAUCAUUCUGCUCAAAGCAGGCUGUCUGGAGGUGCUGUUGAUUAGGAUGUGCAGGGCAUUUAACGCCACCACCAACACCAUGUUCUUUAAUGGCAAAUUUGCCUCUGCUCAGCUCUUCAAAGCCCUCGGUUGCGAUGACCUGGUCAGUGCCGUGUUUGACCUGGCUAAAGGGCUCUCCCGCCUGCAUCUGACCGAUGAGGAGAUGGCUCUGUUCAGUGCCGCUUGCUUGCUGUCCCCAGACCGACCAUGGUUAACCGACAGCCAGAAGGUCCAGAAGCUACAGGCGAAGGUCUACCUGGCUCUGCAACACAGUCUGCACACGAGCGGGGCUGCCGACGAGAAGCUAGACCAGAUGGUAUCCAAGUUGCCGAUAAUGAAGUCCAUCUGUAAUCUCCACAUCGACAAGCUGGAGUUCUUUCGUCUGGUCCACCCCGAGACCGCAUACAGCUUCCCACCACUCUACCGGGAAGUGUUCGGGAGUGAGAUUUCUCUCCCCGACUCUACAAACAACUCCUAGAGAGAACGAUGGAGUGAAUGUGUUAGAGAGAAAUAAGUAUGGAGGUAGGGAAGUGAAAGGAGAGAAUGAAUAAGUGAGGGAUAUAAAUAGUGACCUCAGAAAUAACCAGCUGUUAACGAGACAAUCCAGGACUUAAAAUACUCAGUCUCCUAGCAUCCUGUUGUGUUAGUCCACCACUAUCCCAGCAGGCCAUACAUCUUACACUACAGACUUCACCUUCAUGGUCCUUUUGUACCGUAGCACUUUGGACAAACUAAUGGGCGAUAUGUAUAUUCUACAGUAUGCACAUAGAUCAUUUAGCAUUAGAACAUAUUUUUUCAAUGCUACCCAACCCUGUCAUGAAUGUACCUCACUGACAAGCACCAAUGCACCAGCUAGAGCCCCACACUAAAUGUAAAUACUAACACCCUGCUUCAGUUCGACUGUUCAAUUUAGAAUCGUUGUAAUUCUUUGGUUCUACUCAACAUACCCAGGGUUCAUUCAUUUGUAGUCCCACAGACACUUCUUGGCGGUACCAUAUACAAUUGAAGUCGGAAGUUUAUAUACACUUAGGUUGGAGUCAUUAAAACUCGUUUUUCAACCACUCCACAAAAUACUUGAAAACAAACUAUAGUUUUGGCAAGUCGGUUAGGACAUCUACUUUGUGCAUGACACAAGUAAUUUUUCCAACAAUUGUUUACAGACAGAUUAUUUCACUGUAUCACAAUUCCAGUGGGUCAGAAGUUUACAUACACUAUACUAUGUUGACUGUGCCUUUAAACAGCUUGGAAAAUUCAAGAAAAUGAUAUCAUGGCUUUAUAAGCUUCGGAUAGGCUAAUUGACAUCAUUUGAGUCAAUUGGAGGUGUACCUGUGGAUGUAUUUAAAGGCCUACCUUCAAACUCAGUGCCUCUUUGCUUGACAUCAUGGGAAAAUCAAAAGAAAUCAGCCAAGACCUCAAAAAAAAACUGUGGACCUCCAGAAGUCUGGUUCAUUUUUGGGAUCAAUUUCCAAAUGCCUGAAGGUACCACAUUCAUCUGUACAAACAAUAGUAUGCAAGUAUAAACACCAUGGGACCACGCAGCCGUCAUACUGUUCAGGAAGAAGACACGGUCUGUCUCCUAGAGAUGAACGUACUUUGGUGCGAAAAGUGCAAACCAAUCCCAGAACAACAACAAAGGACCUUGUGAAGAUGCUGGAGGAAACGGGUACAAAAGUGUCUAUAUCAACAGUAAAAUGAGUCCUAUAUCGACAUAACCUGAAAGGCUGCUCAGCAAGGAAGAAGCCACUGCUCCAAAACUGCCAUAAAAAAAGCCAGACUACGGUUUGUAACUGCACAUUGAGACAAAGAUAGUACUUUUUGGAGAAAUGUCCUCUGGUCUGAUGAAACAAAAAAAGAACGGAUUGGCCAUAAUGACCAUCGUUAUGUUUGGAGGAAAAAGGGGGAGGCUUGCAAGCCGAAGAACACCAUCCCAAACGUGAAGCACUGGGGUGGCAGCAUCAUGUUAUGGGGGUGCUUUGCUGCAGGAGGGACUGGUGCACUUCACAAAAUAGAUGGCAUCAUGAGGCAAGAAAAGUAUGUGUAUAUAUUGAAGAAACAUCUCAAGACAUCAGUCUUGAAGUUAAAGCUUGGUUGCAAAUGGGUCUUCCAAAUGGACAAUGACCCCAAGCAUACUUCCAAAGUUGUGGCAAAAUGGCUAAGGACAACAAAGUCAAGGUAUUGGAGUGGCCAUCACAAAGCCCUGACUUCAAUCCUAUAGAAAAUGUGUAGGCAGAACUGAAAAAGUGUGUGUGAGCAAGGUGGCCUACAAACCUGACUCGGUUACACCAGCUCUGUCAGGAGGAAUGGGCCAAAAUUCAUCCAACUUAUUGUGUGAAGCUUGUGGAAGGCUACUCAAAAUGCUUGACCCAAGUUAAACAAUUUAAAGGCAAUUCUACCAAAUACUAAUUGAGUGCAUGUAAACUUCUGACCCACUGGGAAUGUGAUGAAAGAAAUAAAAGCUGAAAUAAAUCAUUCUCUCAUCUAUUAUUCUGACAUUUCACAUUCUUAAAAUAAAGUGGUGAUCCUAACUGACCUAAGACAGGGAAUUUUUACUAGGAUUAAAUGUCAGGAAUUGUGAAAAACUGAGUUUAAAUGUAUUUGGCUAAGGUGUAUAUAAACUUCCGACUUCAACUGCAUGUAGGCUACAUAUACAGUACCAGUCAAAAGUUUGGACACACCUACUCAUUCAAGGUUUUCUUUAUUUGUACUAUUUUCUACAUUGUGAAAUUUACAUUUACAUUUACAUUUAAGUCAUUUAGCAGACGCUCUUAUCCAGAGCGACUUACAAAUUGGUGCGUUCACCUUAAGACAUCCAGUGGAACAGCCACUUUACAAUAGUGCAUCUAAAUCUUUUAAGGGGGGGUGAGAAGGAUUACUUUAUCCUAUCCUAGGUAUUCCUGAAAGAGGUGGGGUUUCAGGUGUCUCCGGAAGGUGGUGAUUGACUCCGCUGUCCUGGCAUCGUGAGGGAGUUUGUUCCACCAUUGGGGGGCCAGAGCAGCGAACAGUUUUGACUGGGCUGCGCGGGAACUGUACUUCCUCAGUGGUAGGGAGGCGAGCAGGCCAGAGGUGGAUGAACGCAGUGCCCUUGUUUGGGUGUAGGGCCUGAUCAGAGC